CAAAGGAGGAGAGAGAAAGUGAGUGUGUGUGCAUGUGUGAGAGGGAGGGGGAGAGAGUAAAAGAUCCGAGGGAGACUCUCAGUCGGGUUCUGUGUGUGUACGCGGACCGGGAUCAGAGGCACGGACACUCACCCGGGAACAGGCUGGUCUGGUCCGGCCGAGGCCUGGCCCCCGUCCCGGGACCCCCUUGACUGUACCCGGGGAGGGGCAAGGGCAGGGCCAGACACCCAGUGAGGCGAGAGCCCCGGGGAACCCGAGCUGCCGCCAUCUUCUGGCUCUGGGGAACUCCUCACUUCCGUCUCCAUUGUGUCUGCUGUUUGUUUUUCUUUUAACUCCAGUGGUGAGUGGGACUGCAGAUGGAGCCAGAGGAGAGUGUUAUUGUAAUCAGCGAUACUGAAGGAGAGAAUGAUGGUGAAACCUCAGUGUUUAUUGUAGAAAAUUCUCCAGAAGUUGCUGAUGUAGCCAAGGAGAAAAGCACCGAAGUAAUUGAUGAAGAAUGCGGGCUUGCCAUUACAUACAGUAAAAAGGGCAAUGUGAUGCCACAUGCACGUUACGACUGUGUGGAGAAAGACUUUACGCGCACAGAAAAUGAGAUAUCGGAGCCUGUGGGCAACAAUUCAAAUUUCUGUGAGCAGUGCUAUUGUUACAUCUGUGACAAGCCUGCCUCUGAGUGCCAAUACUGGAAGCUUCCUUCAAUUUGCCAUUGCAAUGCUCACAAUAAAAGUACAUACUGGAAAGCACAUCGUGAUGUUGCACUAACCGGUGCGCUUUCAAUAUUCAAUUUCAACUUGGUUGACAUUGAUGCGGAGCUUCGACAUGGAGGAGCCUUAUUGCAGAAAUUUUGGUUAGAACUUGCCUUGGAAUAUAACAAGUAUUUGAUGGGGAUAAUAACCACUCGGAAUUGCCUGAUUCCAUGUAUUUGUAUUUGUCACAAACAAGUCAAAGUGUUCUGUGAAAUGUGCCAGAUGAACCAUGUUGAGAUCCGGUUGUACAGUUACACACCUGUGUUUAAUAUAGUGAACAACUUUCUGCAUCAGGCAGAGAAUGAGAAGUCGAAAGCAGCUGCCAUUAUGAUGAUCGGCGUUGCAAAGGAAAUUCUUCUGCACAAACAACCUCCGCAGGAAGUUUUCAACAAAGAUGACCAGACAUCAACUCCGAGACAGGCUGUUCCAUUAUUUAUGCGCAGAAUCACCCAUUCGUUACAGAGAAUGCUUGUAUUGAGUGAAUUCCCCCCUUACCUAUUUAACAAGCUGAAGGCCUUCUAUAAAACCCUUUCACUUCCUUCUUACUGCUAUGCCUUUACUAAUAGUCUUAAUGUACUGUCCUGGGAGGACCCUUUCCUGACCUCCAUCCUAAGGGGUCAAAAUAUCACUGGGCACCGACAGAAGAAAGGCAAGAAAGAAGUGUUAUGGGAGGAUCUCACUGUUGUGCACGCUCGGGUGGAAAGAAUGGAGACAAGAGAAGAGUACAGAGAAUUGGUCCGAUAUCUACGAGUGGUAAAAUGCAGUGACACAUUAAAGUUAAGAACCCUACAAGAUAAAAUUCCAUUCUACUUUUGCAAGUGUGGAGAUUUUCAUGCUGCUGCGCAGUCAUUUCAUUUAAACUCCAACCUUUCUUGCUGCACAGCCUGCCGCUUAACAUCUUACCAAUACAUGGUAUACUUAAAAAUUCUCAAGACUGGAACUGUCCCUGCUGGUUGUGAACUUUCAGAGGAAGGAAGAUGGAUAUUUGUUAAAGGUGCUAAUUUGAUAAAGGAUUGUUUACUACUAAAAUGUGCACUCAGGAUUCUCUUUGUGAAUGAAGUACUCUACAGAGGUGUUCACUGCUGGAGCAGACUGAUUCAAAUUCACUGCAAUUCAUUUACAUUGACAGAAGUGGUGCUACCGGCGCCACCUACUGUAUUUGUGAAAAGCACAGCUGUCCUUGCAGCAGCAAUCCUUGAAGAUCUGAAGAAUGGAAUCGUGGGCUUACCCAAAGCCUUUUCAUCUGUGCUUCGCAGGGAAUCUGCAUUAAUUCUUGUAACGGUGGCUGCUGCCCAGAUGUUGCAUAAGAAUCUCCCUGUGAUCAACAUUGUUCUGCCAUUAAUUGUAGCUUAUGGGAAGAAUUUCUGGGCUCUGAAACUCCUGUUCGACAGCCUGAGCAUGAAAGAAGACGUCUUGCACCAUUUCUGUGGCAUGUUGAGCAGCAAUAUUUAUGUAUAUAAAAGCAUGUUGAUUGAUGCGUUUAAGUGUCGUGAUGCAGACUAUGUUGCCGAUCUGGUGACCCUCUUCCUGUCUUUUAAACAAGCUACUAUCCAAUCCGUUAGCAUUCCUGUGCUCAACGUUCUUGUAGAGUCAUGGCACGAAUUCAAAAACAAGGAAUGUCUUUGGACACAAACACUCCACAGUUUUCUACAAAGUAAGGUUAUUCCAGCCAUGGAAUUGCUGAACACUGCCCCGUUUGUAGAGUUACGGAAUAAAUUAAACCAGCUAAUUUAAGAGAAAAAAAAUGUUGACUCAUUCUGGAACAUACCCAAAGCGAUGACCACUGGAAAAAGUGGAUUACAACAGCAAUGCUUAUUUGGAAACCGAUGAUUGACAUUUGCUCCUUACAUGACUUAUUACAAUGAUCAGAUAUCUCCAUUUUAAAUGAUCAUACAACCAUGAAAACUGCACACAAAUGGAAAUCCUGCAGUUUUUAAAAAAUAUCAGUCAGCUUUGACAUUAUUCCGCUGUUCGUAAAUAGAGUUUCCUUAAGGACAUCAACCCCUUUUUUAAAUUAGAAAACAAUUAAGAUAUUGGUGUUAAGGGGUCCAGUAAAUAAAAUUAUUUUCUUCCUAAUUAUUUAUCUUUCUGUGUUACCUGGUUAAAUAUAUUGUGCUCCAAUAGUCAGGGGCAUUUGAAAAAAAUGUGUAGGAAUUUGGGGUGUGGGGAGAUCCAAUUGGCCCAAUAAGAAAUUGCCUUAUAUUUACUUGAUAUUUUCUCUAAAAGCAGAAAAAAAACAAAGUACAGUAUGUAUAUACCUGGUUUCAUAGAAUUAACUUGUACAUAAAGCAGAUGUGACAAAGCUAAGGCCAAAUCUGCCAUUCUCAUUUCAGGCGCUCAUUAACUAACUUUGAGUGGGAAUCGUUCAUUGCUCUAAAUUAUUUUAGUAAUGUUUUCUAAUACUGGUAAGGACAGAUUGACUAGAAAGCCCAACUCAUUUUGUUUCAUUCAGUGCAUGAAGCUCAGCAUAUUGUAUACAACAGUGAUUGAUACUUGGUGCUGUGCAAAUAUAUCCUGGGGCAUUGUAAUUUUGUAGAAUCCUUUCGAGGAUCCUUUUUUCAUAUUUUUUUUUAAAAGUUGUAUUGGCUAAAAUUGUAAUACAGAAUGUUCACUUUAUAUUGACUUAAAUCUGCCUUUCUGCAACCCUCUGUUAGUGAAGGGGUGGUCCCUAUCUGCAGAGCAAUGCUGCGUGCACCAUUUUGACACUUGUUUCCUGAUCUUCAUUUGGCCUUUUCCAUUUAAUUCUCCCUUAACACUGCAAUAUAGAAUAGUCAGUUAAAGUUUGCCUUUGAAAAUUUUUAAAAAUACUGUAUUGAGAUUUUCCAAAACUUGUGAUUUCUAUUUUUGAAUAGUUUUUUUGUGCUCAGAACACCAUAUUUGUAUCGAUCUGAUUUGAGUUUACAUUUUCUUUCAGUCAAGGUUCUGCAAAAUGAAUUUACUAACUUGGUGCCUUCCAUAAUUAAAGGAUAUUCUGUGAUGAGGACUUUUUAAGAGAAUGACAUCUUUAACCUUUAGAAAAAUACAUGUGCAACUUGUUUUUAUUAUGUGCCGCAGAAUAUCUUUUAAUACCUCUAUGUUUUGUGGUUGCUGGCAGCCUCUGCAUAUGGGUGUGGCAUACCAGCCUUCAGUGCCGUAUUAUUUUUUGGUAUUGGUACAGUAACAAAACCUGGGCCUGCUUGCAAAAAGAAAACCCUUAGCUACAGGAGGUCAAACUUGCAAUUGAUAUCUUAAAAAAAACUUGUUUCAAUCUUUUAUAGGGAAACCUUGUAUAUUUUUCUACAGGUUCUGUGACAUUCAUGUCUUUUUAAAAUCUGUUUUUCAAUGUAUUCAUUUAAUAAAUUUCUUCAGAAAAUCUGCA
Carcharodon carcharias (great white shark) is the source of this 4101-nucleotide messenger RNA. RefSeq lists its product as uncharacterized. The transcript is spliced from 20 exons. The record is from RefSeq and is a predicted model, not a curated record. Lineage: Eukaryota; Metazoa; Chordata; Chondrichthyes; Lamniformes; Lamnidae. The coding region runs from base 357 to 2477 and encodes 706 amino acids.